GUCUCAAAAGUGUGUGCCUUACCUAAAACAAGCAAAAAAUCCUCAUAUUCUUAAUUUGAGUCCGCCGCUUGAUUUGAAUCCGAUGUGGUUUAGCAGACAUUGCGCUUAUACAAUGUCAAAGUACGGAAUGUCAAUGUGUGUUUUGGGAAUGCAUGAAGAAUUUCGGAAAGAUAAUAUUGCUGUUAACGCUAUUUGGCCUCGGACUGCCAUUUGGACUGCUGCAUUGGAUAUGCUAACAGAGGGAAAAGGAAAACAAAUGAGCAGAAAGCCAACAAUUAUGGCUGAUGCAGCAUAUAUUAUUUUGAGCAGAAAUUCAAGAGACUUUACCGGCAAUUUUUGCCUUGAUGAAGAUGUCUUAAAAGAGGAAGGAAUCACUGACUUUUCACAAUAUUCCUAUGAACCAAAUGCUGAACUGCUUCCUGAUUUUUUUGUACCCGGAGCUGAGUUUCAAGCUUAUCUUCCAUGGAAGAAAAUGUUUGAAAAGAGCAAGAUUUAAACAUUAUACUUUUAAAAAUUUGGCCUAUAAAAAACUAAAUAUUAAGCAGAAAAGUAUUUUGUAAAUUUUUUUAAAGAAUUUAAUAUGUAGAUAAAAGGUAAUUG
This is a messenger RNA of Meloidogyne enterolobii, 600 nucleotides long. NCBI's taxonomy places the organism in Eukaryota, Metazoa, Nematoda, Chromadorea, Rhabditida, Meloidogynidae. The record is from the annotation of a GenBank genome assembly.